Messenger RNA from Closterium sp. NIES-65, 6210 nucleotides. Lineage: Eukaryota; Viridiplantae; Streptophyta; Zygnematophyceae; Desmidiales; Closteriaceae. The record is from the annotation of a GenBank genome assembly.
AUGCGGGCCGCCAUCCGCCGCACGGCGCUGCUGCGAGCCGGGCUGGGGGAGCUGGUGGCGCGGGAACCGCAACGAGAAGAGGUCGUGGUGGGGCGGGAGAAGCAGGGGGGGGGGAAGGAGGGGAGGGAGAUGCAAAGGGAUGGAAGGGAGGAGGAGGAGGAGGGGGAGAGGGAAGGAAGGGACAACGAGGGGAGGGGGCGUGGGGUGGGUCGAGUGGGAGGGAUGGUAGGGCUGUUGGCGAAGGAGAUCCGCAGUGUGGAGGGAGAAGGGGGGAGAGGGGAGGGUGCGGAUGGGAGUGUGGCAGGACGGGCAGAGGGGCAGAAAAAGGGAACACACGAUAAGGGCCAGGAGCAGCAGCAGGAGCAGAAUAGGCGCGUGACUCGAAGUCGCAGCUUGCAUGCCAUCAUGUCGAGCCAGGAAGGAAACCUGUCCGUCAUUGCGGUGCCUGACAACGGAGGCCCUUUGAAGCAGAGCAGGGCUGGUGGGAAGAGGGAGAGGCUCGUGCAAACGGUGUUAGCGGAGGGCGGGAAGGAGGAGGAGAGGGAGGAGGGGGAUGUGGUGGAGGUGACAGCGGCGGUGGGGAAGAGGGGCCGGGUGGGACCGGCGGGGAAUGGCGGCAAGGGGUGGGCGGAUGGGGGUGGGAAAGAAGAGAGGGAUGGGCAUAGCGGACAUGUUUCUCGGAGCUGGUUGUCUGACUUGCUGGAUGAGGUUGAUAUGGAGGAGGCUAUGGCGGAGGCAUUGGAGGAGGCAUUGGAGGAGGGGAGAGGAGGGAAGGGAGGAGUGGAGGAAAUAGGAGGGAAGGGAGGGGAGGAGGGAAAAGGAGGAACGGGAAGGGAAGAGGGAGAAGGAGGGAAAGGACGGGAGGUGGAGAAAGGAGGGAAGGGAGGGGAGGAGGAGAAUAGGGGAAAGGGACGAAUAGAGGCAAAAGGAGGGAAGGGAGAGGAGGAGGAGGAAGGAGGGAAGGGAGGGGAGCAGGAGAAAGGAAGAAAGGGAGGGGAGGAGGAGAAAGGAGGGAAGGGAGGGGAGAGGAUGGUGAAACAGAAAGAAGAGAAGAAUGAAGAGGGGAUGGAGGAGAAGAGUCAGAGGAAGGCGGGGAGGACGGAAAAGGAGGCGGCGGUGGAAGAGAAAGGGAACUUGAGGAGUGAGGGGGAGGCAGGGAGGAGAGGCGACGGUCAGUGGGGGGAGGGAAGGAGGAAGGUGGAAGGGGUUCGAAUGGGAGAGAAGAUGGAGGAGGGGAAGGGGGGCAAACAGAUGAGGUGUGUGAAGGAAGUGAGUAACACAGAGGUGGAGGAGGUGGGCAGUCUAGAGGAAAGAGGAGUGAAGGAACUGGGGAGGAGCGUACGAGAUGUAUGUGGAGAGGGGGAGGAAGUGAAGGAGGAGGGGCGUAUGGAAGAGCUGGGGUUGAGGGCUGGCGAGCAGGAGCGGGUGCCAAGGGGACACAGCAGAGAGGAGGAGAUGGGGGAGGAGGGAGGACAGCAAGUGACAGGCGAGGCGCAGGGAGAAAGCGGAAGAUGUAAGGAGUUGUCUAAGGUUCGAGUUAAUGCAGGGCAUGAGGUGGCAUGUGGGGAGCAUGAGCUGGCAUGUGAAGGGCAUGAGCUGGCACGUUAUGUGUUGAUGAGUGAUUCACCCGACGAUGAUGAUGACGCUGCUGCUGCUCUUCCUCCUCCGCCUCCUCCUGUUGCCGCUGCUUCGGCUGCCACUGCUGCUGCUGACGAUCACAAUGGUGGUAAUGGCUUUGCUGCUAGCAAGGCGUGUGGUGGCACCGGUGUUACUGCUUACAAGCGGCGUGGUGGGCUGGGGGGCGAACAUGCUGCUGUAGCAAGGAAGCCUGGUGAGGGUGGGAAGGCAUGUGGUGGUGGUGGUGUGGCUGCUACUGCUGCGGUUGCUAGUGACGAUGGCAAAGGUGGUAACGGCGCUGCUGCUAGCAAGGCGUGUGGUGGCAGCAGUGUGAUUGCUGCUAGCACCGGUGCUAUUGCUUACAAGCGGCAUGGUGGGCUGGGGGGCGAGCACGCUGCUGCUAGCAACGGUCGUGUUGCUGUAGCAAGGAAGCAUGAUGAAGCAGGAAGGGAGGAAGAGGAACCCGAGGGAAAGAAGCAACGGGAAGAGGAAAGAGAACAGAGGGAAGAGGAGGAGGGUGUAGCAGGUGCAGUUUGCAACAGUGACUCGCUGCUAGGUGGAGCUGAUAAGGACGAUGGGGGAGAGGGAGGGGAAGAGGGUGAUGGGGAAAGUAAGGGCGGGCAAGGGGGUGGAGGGGUGUGUGAGAGCAGUGAGGGCGGUAAGUGGGAUGAUGCGUCUGUGGUUUGCAUCAGCGACUCUCCAGAGGAGCAGGCGGACGAGGAGGGGGGAGAGGGAGAGGAGGAGGGAGAGGAGGAGGAAGAGGAGGGAGAGGGGGAGCAAGAGGAGGGGAGGGGUCAAGAGGAGGAGGAGGACGAGGAGAAGGAGGGGGGGGAGUUGGAGGAGGAGGAGGAGGAGGACGAGGAGAAGGAGGGGGGGGAGUUGGAGGAGGAGGAGGAGGAGGAGGAGGAGGAGGAGGAGGAGGAGGAGGAGGAGGAGGAGGAGGAGGAGGAGGAGGAGGAGGAGGAGGAGGAGGAGGAGGAGGAGGAGGGGAAGGGGGCGAAGGCAAAGGGGAUUGGUGGUAGGGAUCAGCAGCAUGCUGAUUCGGGCACCGCUUCAGGUGCCGCUUCAGGUGCCGCCGCAGCCAAGGGAGCAAGUAGCAAUGCUGAAGCUGCUGCUACCGUCAGACGGGGAGGUAGGAGAGAAGGGAUGAGAGAAGGGAUGAGAGAAGGGAUGAGAGAAGGGAGGAGAGAAGGGAGGAGAGAAGGGAUGAGAGAAGGGAUGAGAGAAGGGAUGAGAGAAGGGAUGAGAGAAGGGAUGAGAGAAGGGAUGAGAGAAGGGACGAGAGAAGGGACAAGAGAAGGGACGAGAGAAGGGACAAGAGAAGGGACGACAGAAGGGGCGAGAGAAGGGACAAAAGAAGGGACGACAGAAGGGGCGAGAGAAGGGACAAAAGAAGGGACGAGAGAAAGAAGGAGAGAAGGGAAACGGUUGAAGAUGAAUCAGGAGGCAGAUGAAGCCGGCAGGGCGGAAGAGGAACCCGAGGGAAAGAAGCAACGGGAAGAGGAGAGAGAACAGAGGGAAGAGGAGGGAGAAAAGAGGGAAGAGGAGGAGGGUAUGGCAGGUGCAGCUUGCGGCACUGACUCACGGCUGGCACAUAGUGCAGCUGAUAAGGGCGAUGGGGUGGAGGGGGGAGAGGGAGGGGAAGAGGGUGAUGGGGAAAGUGAGGGCGGGCGAGGGGGUGGAGGGGUGUGUGGGAGCAGUGAGGGCGGUAAGUGGGAUGAUGCGUCUGUAGUUUGCAUCAGUGACUCUCCUGAGGAGCAGGCGGAGGAGGAGUGGGAGGAGCAGGAGGAGGGGAAGGAGGAGGAGGAGCAGGAGGAAGAGGAGGAGCAGGAGGAGGGAAAUGAGGAGGAGCAGGAGAAAGAGGGGAAGGAGCAGGAGGAGGAGGAAGAAGAGCAGGAGGAGAAGGCGGGGAAGGAGAAAGGGAAGGUGGUAGGGAAGGAGGAGGGGAAGGAGAAGGGGAGGGAGGAGCGGAGGGGGAAGCGGAAGGGGGUCGGUGGUAGGGACCGGCAGGCUAAGGUACCUAAGGGAGCUGAAGGGGUACCUAGGGCACGGGGGGAACCUAGGGGAACAAGAUUCGUGAGGAAAAAGGGGCACGAUGGGGAGGAUGGGAAGGGCAGCAGAGAGGCAAGGCGUAAGGGAGGAAGGAUUGAGGUUCCGAAGGGAGUGGGGCGGGCAGGAGGACGAGCAAGGAGGCGGGGUAGAAUGCAGGAGGGCGAUGAAGACGUGGAAAUAGUUGGCAUGGGUAUGAGUGGGAGGAUGGGUGGGCGCACUGCUGGGAAGGAGUUAGAUGAGGAUUGCGAUGUGGUGGGCUGCAAGGGGAGGAGGGAGGAUGGAGCGAGGGAGGGGACAGGUGCUGAGAUUUUUUAUGAGGAAGGGGAGGAUGAGAUGGAAGUGGAGGAAGUGGGAAAGGAGGUUAAGGGAAUAACAGGGCAGGGGCAGGGAUGGAAGGGUGGAGAGCGGGAGAGGGCGGAUGCGGGGGCCAUAGUGAGGGGGGUGGAUGCAACAGAGAGGAAGGGGGCGCCGACUCGCUUGGCAGGGCAGCUUGGGAAGGGAGUGGGUUGCAUGGGCGCAGGAGAGGGGGGGUGUGAUGUGGGUGUGGUGGAUGGGGUGAGUGGAACGAGUGUGGGGGAGGAAUCGGAGGACGAGGAAGGUGAAGUGAGAGAGGGUGAGGAAGAGGAGGAGGUUAAAGAAGUGGUGUCAGAGAAAGGGGAGAGAGGGGAAAGUGCCCAAGAGGAGGUGGAAGAAGCAGAGGAUGAUGAGGAGCUGGGGGGACGGGAUGAGUGGAGGGAAGAGGAGAGCGAGGAGGAGAUGGGAGAGGAGAGAGAGGAGGGAGACGAGGGAGAAGAGCAAGAGGAGGGUGAGAAGGGAGAGGAGGGAGAGGAGCGAGAGGAGGGAGAGGAGGGAGGGCAAAGAAAGGAGGGAGAGAAGGGAGAGAAGAGAGGGAUGAGAGGAAUGAAAAGAGGGUGGGUGGAGGGUGGCAAGGAGAGCACGUGUGUGGUUCAGAGUGGGGCUUACAAUGGGCAGGCGAAGCACAGGGAGGUGAGGGCGAUGGAGCAGCGGAAAUGCCACCAUGCUGAACGGGCAUCCGUGCAGCGCAUGCAGGCAGGGGCACAUGGGGCAAGGCAGACCGUGUGCCAAGGGGAGGAGGCGCAGGGAGGGGAGGAAGGACGGGGAGGAGAGGAGGGGCGGGGAGAAGGGGAGGAGGGGCGGGGAGAAGGGGAGGCGAAGGCAAGUGGAGAUGUGGUGGAGGUGGCAAGCACACAUGCGAUUACCCUCAGCAGUAGUAGUGACGACAGUGAUGGGCGCGCGGGGCGUGGGGAGCGUGAGGAGAGUGAGGAGGCAGUGGCGAGCCAAGAGAGCAGAGGAGAGCACGGCAGCAGCUGCAGCUCUGACUCCGAAUCUUCGAGGGAUGAACGGAGAGUGGGGGACGACAGGAGGUGUAGGGUGGUGGAAGGGAGGGAGGAAGAGGGUAGGAGCGGCAGGGAGGAAGGGAGGCAUGUGACAAGUCCAAAGGAGAGGUGGAGACGUGAGAAGCAGGGCAAAGGCAUGGCAGCGGGAGGUAUUGCCAGGCGGAGAAAGGUGCAACAGCUACAGCAGCAGCAGUUGAGGGAGAGGGAGCUGAGGGAGAUGCAGGGAAAGAGAAAGCGAGUGCGCUCACAGGGAGGGUCGCAGCUGCUCUUGUCACCUCGUGAAUUUCAGUCCCCUUCGCUUGUAUCCUUUGGCAUGCAGUCGCUCUCCCUUCAAUCACCUGCGCCUGUGCACGUGUCACACCCUGUACAGUCACAUGUACCCAGUGAUCACCCCUCUCACCCCCCUCACCCCUUGCACCCUCCUCUCUCUUCUCACCCCGCGCAUCGCCCUCACCCCACUGCUGCUACGUCGGAGCCGCGGCGGUCGUCACGGGUGAGCAAGAGGGACGAGCAGAAGCAGCAGCGGCUGGCAGAGAGGCGGCGAGAAAUGGGCGAGGAUGUGAGGAAGCGGCUGGACGACCUGCUGGAGCGAGAGAGUGACAGAGACCUCACCUUCCUCUCGCCAACCACCCCGUCUCUCGUCGCCAUGGCGCACGGCGGCCCGCGUUCCGCCCUUCAAGCUGGCCUCGCCGCGGUCCUUGCUGGCCUCGUGUCUCUCGCACUCGUCGCGGAAACUAGCGCCUCGACGCAGUACGACACGAUUAUAAAAUUCCAGGGGAAGGCAUUGACUGACUCCGCUCGCUUUUUUUUCUACAAUAGUCCGUGCAAAAAUGUCGCGUGGCGGUACGACACGUUGACCCCAAUCAACGCGAGCAUCCAGUGGGGCAACGUGGCGAACGUCAACCAGCUAAAUCUCAAGUGCAGCAGCAUCGCCUUCCACCCCGUCACGGACUGCAAGGGGGAUUCUUACGUGACGUACCAGCGCCCUCAGCCCAUCACCUCCAAGUCCUUCACCAACUGGACCCUCGCGACAGGCAAGGACUUGCCAGCGUCGAUGAAAUGCUGGACGGGCUGCGAGCGCUGCGGGACAGCGAUGUGCGCGUUGGUGGACGGCAAGAAGGAGUGUGUGUGCCCCACGUCCCAAGUCUUUGACGCCACUGCAAUGCAGUGCCGUGCGCUUUGA